AUGUCUGCACACGAACCGCAUGAGGAGGACAACGUCCCCGAGGACGACGACGAGAUGUUCAACCCCGAGGACAUGGAGGAAGAGUUCGAGGGCGAGGGCGAGGACAUGCCCAUGUCCGACGACGAAGAAGGAGGAGCCAUGGAGGAGAUUAUGCUACAAAACGACAGCAUUGCACACUUCGACGGACACAAGGACAGCAUCUUCUGCAUCGCCCAACACCCCACCCACCCACAACUCGUCGCGACUGGCGGCGGUGACGACGUAGCAUACCUCUGGGACUGCUCGCCGCCGCAAGCUCCUGUCCUGCCUGCCUCGUAUGAGAGCAAUCCUCAACCCGUCGAACGCCAUGGUCAGGAACCCUACGUCAAGCUCGAGGGUCACUCGGAUUCCGUCAACGCCAUCGCUUUCUCGCUGCCCGAUGGCAAGUUUGUCGCUACUGCUGGUCUGGACGGCAGACUCAACAUCUACCAAACACCGCAACAACCGCAAGCCGAGCCCGCAAAGGCCUUUGCGUCAGCCGCAGAGGUCGAGGAGAUCAACUGGCUUUCGGCCUGCCCUAACCCUACAUACCCGAACACAUUCGCUCUCGGCGCCAACGACGGCAGUGUCUGGGUCUACACACUCAACGAGCAGGACGGCACGCUCACCAUCGUCCAAGCCUUCUACCUCCACCAGGCCUCGUGUACAGCUGGUGCGUGGACACCUGAUGGCAAGCUCCUUUGCACCGUCUCCGAGGACGCGAGCUUGCAUGUCUGGGAUGUAUUCGGUGAUGCCGCAGCCGCUGGUCUCGCAAAUCCUGCCGGUCAGGCUGUUGUCAGUUUGACUGGCGAUGACGAGCGUUUCCUCAUCGAGGGUGGUCUGUUCAGUGUUGCUGUUUCGCCCGGCGGUGCUCUCGUUGCAGUCGGAGGUGCCGAGGGCCAGAUCCGCGUGGUGGGUCUGCCUCGUCUGUCCGCUGGCGGUUCCAAGCAAGCAGCUGCUCGUGGCGGUCAAUCCAGCGCUGCAGCAGGACAAUCCGGAGUCAUUCUCGCCGCUCUGGCCGCACAAUCCGACGGCAUCGAAACCCUGUCUUUCGCACAACCACCAUUGACGCUGCUCGCAGCAGGCAGUGUAGAUGGCAGCAUCGCACUCUUCGACGUCGCGCACAACUUUGCCAUCCGCCGCCAUAUCAAAGACGCUCACGAGGAAGAAGCAGUCAUCAAAGUCGAGUUUGUGAAUGCAGGUCAAGGUGGCAACAACUGGAUGCUCACUUCGUGUGGCAACGAUGGUGUGGUGAGGAGAUGGGAUGUCAGGGGCGGUACUGCUGCUGCUAACGGCGGGUUAAGUGGUGAGUGGAAGGGUCACCGGGGUGGUGGUGAGGGAGGUGGUGUUAUGGGUUUCGUUCAGGGAGGUGGUGGCAGGGCUAUUGUUACUGCUGGUGAUGAUAGCGUAUCGCUUGUUUUCAAUGCGCCUCCGCAAUGA
Molecule: messenger RNA, 1458 nt
Organism: Aureobasidium namibiae CBS 147.97
Lineage: Eukaryota; Fungi; Ascomycota; Dothideomycetes; Dothideales; Saccotheciaceae
Product: WD40 repeat-like protein
Exons: 2
Coding region: 1-1458 (485 amino acids)
Molecular function (GO): protein binding
Source: RefSeq, a predicted model, not a curated record